Penicillium angulare is the source of this 786-nucleotide messenger RNA. RefSeq names its product mitochondrial 37S ribosomal protein mS23 (gene rsm25). Gene Ontology annotation, cellular component: mitochondrial small ribosomal subunit. The coding region runs from base 1 to 786 and encodes 261 amino acids. The record is from RefSeq and is a predicted model, not a curated record. Gene Ontology annotation, molecular function: structural constituent of ribosome. Lineage: Eukaryota; Fungi; Ascomycota; Eurotiomycetes; Eurotiales; Aspergillaceae. The transcript has 2 exons.
AUGGGCAAAAUCAACCUCACAGCCCUUCGGGUACGACAGACCGCGAUCAACCAAUUCGCCAGCGGAAAGAUCAACAAGCUGCCACAAUGGGUCAAUGUCGUCGGUGAUAUUCCUCCUUCAGAAGCUCUUGUUCGCAACCGCCCCCCGCAGCACCAGCUGCUCCGACAGCGGGUGAAGACACUCCCCGGAUCCUCGCAGCCGCAGGUCGUGCUCGAGGUCGAAGAAAAACGCCGCAAAUCUAAGAAGCCCAGUCGCCUAUUUCAGCCCGUCCAUGUCAGAUAUGAGGAGGACGAGCUGCGAACACAAUUCUUCAAGGAUCAUCCUUGGGAACUUGCUCGCCCUCGCGUCCUUGUUGAGAGCACAGGAAAAGACCACGAGAAUUACGAUUGGAGCCGCCUCCGACAGCCUGGAAAAAGAUUAGAUGGUGAAAGUGUCGUUCAACGGCAACUCUGGCUCCUGAACAACGUUCCCGACAUGACCAAGGAAAGCGCCUACGAUGUUGCCCGUCGAGAAUUCUAUCGACUCCGCCUGCAGGAGGAUAUUGAGCGACGAGUUGCAGCGGAGGAAGCCGAGGCGACCGGAGCUCAAUUCGGACCCAAGUACCUGGACAUUGGUAUGGAAUUGGAGAACAAAGAAUACGAGAAAUGGAAGGAAUGGGCCAAGUUACAGUCACAGAUUUUUGGACAACGAGCCGCAGCUCUAUCUGGUGCCCCGGAGCUUGCGUCAGAGGGUGACAAGGAGGACACUGCAAGCCUCGAUGUUCCAGAGUCUGAGGCUGAACAGUAG